Gracilinanus agilis (Agile Gracile Mouse Opossum) is the source of this 909-nucleotide messenger RNA. It is a transcript of the gene DNAL1, whose product is annotated as dynein axonemal light chain 1. The record is from RefSeq and is a predicted model, not a curated record. Gene Ontology annotation, cellular component: cytoplasm. Lineage: Eukaryota; Metazoa; Chordata; Mammalia; Didelphimorphia; Didelphidae. The transcript has 8 exons. The coding region runs from base 60 to 632 and encodes 190 amino acids. Gene Ontology annotation, molecular function: protein kinase binding.
GCGCCUAGGCCCAAGCUGGGCCCUAGCAACCGCCGCAGUGACAGUAGCAACGGAGCGGAAUGGCAAAAGCAACGACAAUUAAAGAAGCCCUAGCCAGAUGGGAAGAAAAAUCAGGUCAGAAGCCAUCAGAAGCCAAAGAAGUAAAACUUUAUGCCCAGAUUCCCCCAGUAGAGAAGAUGGAUGCAUCCUUGUCCAUGCUUGCUAAUUGCGAGAAGCUUUCGCUGUCUACAAACUGCAUUGAAAAAAUUGCCAAUCUGAAUGGCUUAAAAAACUUGCGGAUCUUGUCACUGGGAAGGAAUAACAUAAAGAACUUAAAUGGAUUGGAGGCUGUUGGGGACACAUUAGAGGAGCUGUGGAUAUCUUAUAAUUUCAUUGAAAAGCUGAAAGGGAUCCAUGUUAUGAAACGACUGAAGAUCCUCUAUAUGUCUAAUAACCUAGUGAAAGACUGGGCAGAGUUUGUAAAGCUGGCUGAAUUACUAUGCCUAGAAGAGCUGGUGUUUGUGGGUAAUCCCCUGGAAGAGAAAUCUUCCUCUGAGGGCAAUUGGAUUGACGAAGCAACCAAACGAGUCCCCAAGCUGAAGAAGCUAGAUGGAAUUCCGGUAAUUAAACAAGAAGAAGAAGAUGAGGGCUAAUGCCACAUUUCUACUCUUUUUUAACUUAUGAUAUAUUUAAGUAAGAACCAUAGAUAUGGCUUUGUGAAAUUGUCUGUUUUAAAGAGUAUUUGAGGGCAAAACUAUUUUUUCAACAUUUUACAAAUUCCUUGUCAUCAUUCCUCCUUUUUUUACCCCUUCUAAAGAGUGAGUUAACAAAACAAUGGUGACAGCAACUUUCCAUAUAAGGAAACAGGCCUCCUAUUUUGUAACUAUAGAAAUUGCUGAGAGCAGUAUUCAGUCUUUAGUCAUAACGGCG